Molecule: messenger RNA, 645 nt
Organism: Mytilinidion resinicola
Lineage: Eukaryota; Fungi; Ascomycota; Dothideomycetes; Mytilinidiales; Mytilinidiaceae
Exons: 1
Coding region: 69-245 (58 amino acids)
Source: RefSeq, a predicted model, not a curated record
CUCUCAACGGACCCUUCCUUCGCCAAAUCCUUUCCACACUCCUCCAUGCAUGCUGUCGCAAUCUUUCAAUGGCUUCAAUCCCAAUUCGCGCAGUCCGUUGUCGCGAGAACGUCACGUCGCCAGACGGCAACAUUCCCGGUAGAGUAUUUGAGGGGGUUCUUGAAAUCGACGGGGUAUUUGAAAUGGCUCGUGCGUACGCCUCACCGCCUAUUUCUGAUUGGUCAGGAUCAACGAUUCUGCUGUGAACACCCAAAAAUCAGCUCGCCCCUACGCCCCGUGGCCCCUUAUUCCUAAUACACCCACUUACCAUGCUGCUAUUGCACUGUGGACAAGCCAAAGAACAGAUUAUACAGGACGCCAUCAGUGGACAUCAAUCUGAAUAUUACGGGAGCCCCUCAGCUAGCGCAUUCGCCUAUGGGAUACACCCGGAUACCAUUCUCAAGCGCAUCAACAGAAAACGCUAAUCUCACCAAGAUGUACAUAAAUUCCAACAGAAGUUAAGCCCCAAAUCAGAAUUAGCAGUUGAAAGAUACUGUAUAUUACUCCUAGAGCAUAGAUUCUUAUUAAAAAAGUUAUAUAUCUAUACUAUUGCCCUAGUAUUAAGGGUGUUAUUUAAUGCAGCGUGAUGGACGUGCAGUACAAAAA